Parnassius apollo (apollo) is the source of this 1023-nucleotide messenger RNA. Lineage: Eukaryota; Metazoa; Arthropoda; Insecta; Lepidoptera; Papilionidae. The record is from the annotation of a GenBank genome assembly.
AUGAUUCCAUCUGAUAAGAGACGACAUACAGAGGAGAUAGACCCUCUUAUAUUCGGUGAGAGACUAGAAGUACCCAUGCAUAUCAAAAAACCACGUCUCUGGUCACCAAGUACAAGAUCCAAUUUUGAAAUGGCGGUGCCUUCAUCUGCGCAAUUCAUUGAAUGCGGUGGAAGCAGAUCCAGCACGCCCUGCACAAGAUCAAAUGCUGAAAUGGCGGUGCCUUCACCUGCUCAGUAUCUCUACUGCAGCAUAUUCAUAGAAUGUGGAGGAAGCAGAUCCAGCACACCUUGCACUACUCAAUUAGAGACCAUUUCACCAAAAAAGAAUCAUAUUUUAACAGAUAUUGAAAUUGACGAUAUUCUGAAUUUUGGUAGCGAAGAAGAAAGCGAGUCUGAAGACGAAGCAUUCCUCAUUUUCAUGCCAAGGACUGAGCGUAUGUUUUUUAUGAAUGACGACGCUGAGGACGAGGCAGUAAUAUCUUCUGGUACUGCUUUAACUGCACCCUCUACCAAUUUACCAGAAGUUUCUGGACCUGUCGGCAUCCCGGGGGAAAUGCCGACAGGAAAUGCUGAUAUACUAUACAGCACGCCGGCCGGGCCCAAGCGAUUGCUCUUUGAUUGGAAAGCUUUUCCAGAAACACCGAUCCCUCCACGGGAUAGACGUGAAAUUUUUAGAGAAGCAGGAGGUCCUGUUCUGAACUUGCCAGGACAAUUCGUACAGAGUCCAGAAGCCAAAUUUUUGUCCAUAUGGGACAGCGCAAUCAUGGGUCAUAUUGUUACAGAAACAAAUAUGUAUGCCGAAGAAGAGAUUUCUAAAAGACAAGAUACUCUUGGAACCCAAUCGCAACUGCACCGCUGGACUCUUACAAACGUUGACGAACUGUAUCUUUAUUUUGGGAUACUUUUAGCAAUGGGACUCUGUUUAAAGUCCAAUAUUAAGGAGUACUGGCAUUGCGACGGGUCCAUCUGUGACACACCAAAUUUCGCAAAACAUAUAUCUUACAACAGCUUUAUUCUGUUGUAA